UAACUUGCAGCUGGUAGGGCAAGGUCCGUGUGGGCAGACCUUUUCACCCCCAGCUUGUCAAGGUCUCCCAGAAGCUCUCUGGACAGUCUGUCCAGAGUUUAACCUGCAAGAGCACAGCCAUGGUGCCCUGGGGUCCGGUGCUGGGAGCCCUGUUGGUGGUCAUCGUCGGGUACCUGUGCCUGCUGGGGCUUCUCCGGCAGCGCAGACCCCAGGAGCCCCCUCUGGACAAGGGCCCUGUGCCCUGGUUGGGCCACGCCAUGGCGUUCCGGAAGAAUAUGCCUGAAUUCCUGAAGCAGAUGCGGGCCAAGCACGGGGAUGUGUUCACCGUGCAGCUAGGGGGCCAGUACUUCACCUUUGUCAUGGACCCCCUCUCCUUCGGCCCCAUCCUCAAGGAUGUGAAGAGAAAACUAGACUUCGUGGAGUAUGCGGAAAAGCUGGUGCUAAAGGUGUUUGGAUACCAGUCGGUACCGGGCGACCACCGGAUGAUCCACUCAGCCAGCACCAAGCACCUCAUGGGCAACGGCUUGGAGGAUCUCAACAAGACCAUGCGGGACAGCCUGUCCUUGGUGAUCCUGGGCCCCGCGGGCCCGAGCCCGGAUGCCAGCAGCUGGCAUGAGGAUGGCCUCUUUCACUUCUGCUACAACGUCUUGUUCAAGGCCGGCUACCUGAGCUUGUUUGGCUACACGAAGGACACGGAGCAGGACCUGCUCCAGGCGGAGGAGUUGUUCACGCAGUUCCGUAAGUUCGAUCGCCUGUUCCCCAGGUUUGUUUACUCCUUGCUGGGGCCCCGGGAGUGGCUGGAAGUGGGCCGGCUCCAGCGCCUCUUCCACAAGACCCUCUCUGUGAAAGAAAACCUGGAGAAGGAUGGCGUCAGCAACUGGAUAGCCUACAUGCUGCAGUUCCUGAGGGAGCAGGGGGUAGCCCCGGCCAUGCAGGACAAGUUCAACUUCAUGAUGCUGUGGGCCUCCCAGGGGAACACGGGGCCCACCUCUUUCUGGGCCCUCUUGUUCCUCCUGAAGCACCCAGAAGCCAUGCAGGCUUUGAGAAAGGAGGCUGCCCAGGUCCUGGGGGAGGCCGGGCAGUCUUUCACCUUCGACGUCAGUGCCCUGCAACGCACCCCAGUGCUGGACAGCGUGAUGGAGGAGACCCUGCGGCUGGGGGCAGCGCCCACCCUGCUCAGGGUGGUGCACGAUGACCACGUCCUGAAGAUGGCCAGCGGGGAGGAGUACCGGCUCCGCAGCGGAGACAUCGUGGCCCUCUUCCCUUACCUCUCGGUGCACAUGGACCCUGACAUCCACCCCGAGCCCGCCGCCUUCAAGUACGACCGCUUCCUCAACCCCGACGGCACCCGCAAGGUGGACUUCUACAAGGCGGGCAAGAAGAUCCACCACUACACCAUGCCCUGGGGCUCGGGCGUCUCCAUGUGUCCCGGCAGGUUCUUGGCCCUGAGCGAGAUGAAGCUCUUUGUCCUGCUCAUGAUCACACACUUCGACCUGGAGCUGGUGGACCCCGAUGCGCCUGUGCCGCCCGUGGACCCCCAGCGCUGGGGCUUCGGCACCACGCAGCCCAGCCAUGACGUGCGCUUCCGGUACCGCCUGCGGUCCCCUGAGUGAGCUCUGCCAAGGGGGCCGCAAGCCUGGCCAGAGGGGUUCCCUGGGGGUCUUCGCCUCCUCUCGCCCCUCUGCAGCCAAGACCCCCACCGACUACUGCUCCCUGCGGCUCUGUGGCACCCCUACCUCUGUCCUGGUGGUCCUCCUUGCUCUCGUCUCCUUCUAGUCACCUCACAGGCUUACCACUCUCUCUCUAAAGCCCCCUCAGUGGGUUCUGCAGGCCCCCGUCACAGGAAGUCCAGAGGAAGGGAUUGGGAGAUAACACAGGCCUCCACCAGUCCUGCGGGAUAGAAGCUGGUCCCCACGAGGAGCUCAGCAUCUUGCCAAUAUGACCCCCACCCCCUCCCCUUAAUUUUCCCCCUCAAUACUAUUCCAUGUCUUCUGGAAUUCGCAUUCUAGAACCGUGUUGU
Molecule: messenger RNA, 2020 nt
Organism: Myotis brandtii (Brandt's bat)
Lineage: Eukaryota; Metazoa; Chordata; Mammalia; Chiroptera; Vespertilionidae
Product: 5-beta-cholestane-3-alpha,7-alpha-diol 12-alpha-hydroxylase
Exons: 1
Coding region: 120-1613 (497 amino acids)
Molecular function (GO): heme binding; sterol 12-alpha-hydroxylase activity; iron ion binding
Source: RefSeq, a predicted model, not a curated record